UUGCAACCCGCCGCCAACCACCAAGCUCCUUCCCCGUAACCUCCCGCGACCCUCAUCCCUCCCGAGAACCUCCUCCACCGCCGGCCGGCCUCCCCUCCACCGCCCUCCUCCCUUCCCCUCCUCUCUUGUAAAGCAGCGGUGUCCGGCGACGACGACGAGGGAAAGAAAGGGAAGGUGAUAGUAAUAGACAUGGUGAUGUCGGAAGUUGGGGGUGAAGAAGAUUUGUCCCGCCUUCACAUCAUCACAAGAUUCCUAGUCGGCGGCUGAGUCAGAAUCGCCACCAUCAGCAGAAGGAGGUUUUCUAUCCUCUCCUUGCCACAUUCGAUUCUCCCAAUCGGUCAUCUUUCCCAGGUCUGAUCCCUCUUCCACCGGUGCCUCUCUAUUAUUGGUCAAUUGUUUCCUCUGUGUAACAGUGCUAAAUGGCAAGGAACGGAAUGAGAUGGAGUUCUGUUGGACUAUAUUUGCUUUUUAAUGGCAAUUGGAAGGAGGAAGGAGGAAUUCCAUUGGAAUGAUAUGUUUUUUUUCCUUAUAUUGGUAGUGAUUUUUUUCUAUAGUCCUUGUAUUGGUAGUUUUUGUAAAUUGAGUGGUAUAGAUUGUUUAUAUUGGUAGUUUUCGUGUAAUGGUAUAGAUUUAUUUCUGCAAUGGUAUUGAUUGUUUAUAUUGGUAGUUUUCUUGUAAUGAUAUAGAUGUAUUUCUACAAUAUGGUAUUGAUUGUUUAUAUUGGUAGUUUUCGUGCAAUGGUAUAGAUUUAUUUCUGCAAUGGUAGUUUUCGUGUAUUGGUAUAGAUUUAUUUCUGCAAUGGUAUUGAUGUUUUUCAAAGUGGUAGUGUUUGUCUAAUAGAUUGGUACUGAUUUUGUUUUUUUUUUGUUUUUUUUUUUUUGCAGGAAGAUUGAGAAAAAUAUGGAAAGGAAAUCUGACUGGAGAUCACGGAAGUGAGAGAAAGAGAGAAUUUUAAUUAAUAGAUUUUUGUAACUAUCUAAAAUGUAAUUUAUUCAAAAACUAAUUAAUGUAAUUUAUUCAAAAACUAGUUAAUAUAAUUUAUUUUUCUAUACCCAAUUUACCCUUAGUAAUCACCGUAACCUGUCCCGGCAUCACGGCGCUUUGCAAAUUUGACCCACUUCGAGUUGGCGGAUGGAUGUUAAUUUAUUCAAAUCAUUGUGACCCGGUGUGGGUAAUUCUAAUUCAACAAUCUACACAUAAUAUAAUACACCGAAGGGAAAAGCGGGAGCCCCAUUUCAAAUUUCCUGCAACGAAGUGAAAAUAGGAAGGACAUUUUGGUCUUCACAAUUACUUUUUUUUAUUCAUUAAAAAGACAUGUAGUGGGAUUCGAACCAUGACCAUUUUAAGGAAAAGUAAGGAUCAUAACCAAUCACACUAAGUACAUUUGUUGUAUCUUUUUAAAUUAGAAACAUAUAAUAGCAGGGAGGAAAAAACCCUUCCCCCAUUUCAAAUUCUCUGCUCCAAUAGCGUUUGUAGGAAUGAUAGAAUAGGGAGUGUCAAUUUUUUCCUCUUUCCUCUGUGGAACGGGCCAACUUACCGUACACAUGCGGAUUUUAACGGGUUCAGGAGUGUCAAUUUUUUUCAUUAAGCCCUUUUAUUUCUUCGUGGUGAUAAAAUAUAUAUGAAAAGGCAAAAACAAUACUUCUUUUUAUUGCUAAAAAUAAAAAAAAAAUUAACAAUAAACUAAUGCAUGGUAUCUAAUGGGCUAAUCGCUUACCAUAAAAUAAAAGAGUUGAAUUGGCCUGACCUACACGGGAUUUAGCCAUCAAGUAAAACAAAUGAACACAUUGGUUUGACAUUCUAAAACAAGCUAUUUUCUCUGGCAUAAUAUAUAUUAUGCUAUUAUUUUAUAUCUUAGUGGCUAAAAUAUAAUGUAUUUUAAAGUUAUUCAAUGGUUCAACCUCGACCAACCCAAUUAGUCCCAUCUUAAUCAUUUCAAAUAUAUAUUAUAUAAUUAUUUGAUAUCAUAAUGAUCAAAUUAUAGUGUAUUUUAUAGGGAAUCGUUUGGUAUUUGUUAGUAAAAAACUAAACAGAAAGAUCUAUUUGGUUAUUUUAAACAUUAAAACGAUCCUAACAUAUUCAUUUCCUUUUGAAUUUCUAUGGUUUUAUUCCCGAAUAAGUGAUGUGCAAAUGGCAAAUUGCAGUCAUCUCUUUUCUUUCACUAUUUUUUAUUUUCAAAUAGAAAGUUUAAUAGUAAAGAAUAAUUAGAAUUUGGCAUGGGUCGGUCAAACAGGCUGCAUUUCAAGUUUUGGACCGUUUUGAUCAAGUCUAAUUUAUAAUCACAAGGUUUCCUGAUACCCGAUAAAAAUCUCAAUCCAAACCAGUUUGGCAGGUGAGUCCGUGUUUACCACCAUUUUCUAGGGAUACGACAACGACGGUUCCUAUCCCAAAUCGUGUUGUUCAUUCUUGAUUUCCUUAGAUUUUAUCAUGGUCUGAAAAAAACCAGAAAGCUCAAUGACGACAAGAUGAAAGUUUUAUAAACCAAAUUAAUCGGCCAACGGGCCGAGUAAAAAGCUAGCAACGAUUGUGAGAUGCUCAUUUCCCGAAAACCGAGGGGAUAGGCGAUUUUUUAUUCGAUUUUUUGGAAUUCGGUUUCUAUAAAACUUACUCCACCUCAUCAUAUUACCAGAAACAAUAUUGUUUCACAAGUUAACAGGUACUUGAUUUUGGUUCAUAAGGCCGAUUUUUGAUUUGUUGCAUCAUUAAUAUCUCUUUCGUGCUAAAAUUCACUAUUUUUAUCACGUGUUUCCCAAAAAAACUAUACAACAAUAAGCUAUACAUCCCAUUACAUUAUCAAAUUUCAUACCUCACCUUCCUCCGGCCAACUGGCCGGGGCCACGCUAGUCAUAUCUAAAAACAAAUUGAGAGUGAAUUAUUUCUAAGGUUUCAAUCAGUGUCAUUAGAAUUGAGCUGGUCGUUCAAACCGAUAAAAUUGAGACACAGCUAUUAAUUUGGCUAGGAACAGGAAAAAAAUCAUAUGCUUUGAACCAACGGGUUGAUUAGCAAUCCCGAUGGUUUAUUGUUCGAACUGCUAAAAAUGGUCAUUCAUUUCUACACUCAUUUUUUUAAAAUAAAAAUUCAUCCUCUGGUGCGUAUCGGGUUCAGUGCAGGAGAAUUGGAAAAGUUGUUUAAUAUUUGAAAAAAAAAACACAUGCAUGCACAUUGAGGUCGUCGUUGGGGAAUCAGAAUAAAGAAAUUAAUUUGUUUAUUUUUCAGCAAGGUUGUUCUCCUCCCGUGGAUUCAAAGUUACUAUAGUGCUUAUAAGUUUCUCAAUUUUAGAAAUUUGACACAGUAUUAUUUAAAAGUCAGAGCAUUAUUUGAUAAUAGGAUUUUGUGUAAUUAGGAAAAUAAUCCAAAUGAAUAUCCAAACCAUUACUCUACAUUUAGCCCAGAAAUUCUAGUCCCAAUGAUUUUUAUUUAAGAAAAACAAUAAAAUCUAAAAGUAAAAAAAUAUAAAAGACUAAAAGUACAAAGUUCCAUUGAGUUUCUUUAUAUCUAUAUUGGAAUUGAGUUUUUUUUUAUACAUGGAAAUAUAGAUUGAGCGGCAUGGCCUAACCUAUACUGGCAAAUAUCAAAGCCACUAAUUCUGCCGGAGACAACAAGCCUUUAGGACUACUGGCAUGAUUCUUAUUAAGCUCGUAAAGACCAUUGUGAAGCUCAGUUGAACUAGUCAUUUGCAUUUUCGACAUGUCUUGUAAGAAGAAAAACGAGAAAAGAAGGUAAGACAAACCAUAUACCUCUUGGUCAAUGUACUCGCAUAAAUUUGAAGGUAUUUUUUGGCACAAGGAGAACAUCAUCCAAUAAUAAAUUCUUUCUCACAUAACCAAUGUGAGUUGCCUUAACAUUAUGACAUGUAGGCAAUGUUAUAAGCACAUAACCAAUGGCUGGUUAGAUAUGUGGAUUUUGUAUCAAGAAUCCAUUCUUCUUAAGGAUGGUUUACUGUAUGUGGUAUACUUGCAUGCAUCAUUAUAAUUAUUAACGAUGAAAGCAAAGGUUGGGUAUGAAGCACAAGCAUUAUUGUUGCUUCCAUUUCCAUUAUUCAACAAGAUCAUUAAAGCCUCAUAUUGUUAUUUCUGCAGGGUAACACCUUCAUUGCCUGGAAAGUACUAUGACUAGUAGCACUACAAGUAAAAAGGAACAACAUUUAGUUUAGUGACCAUCUUCAUGCCUUUGAGAUGGAUUUGAGUGUGCUUGCUGAACAAGAAAAAAUCAUGUUCGUUUCUUCUGUUAAGAUAAACUUUUAUUCUAGAACCAGAAUCCAAGUUGUGGAUUUAACAAAUACCAUGAUCAUCUACUACAGUUAAGUUUAAAUUUAGAUAAUCGGGGCAUGGGGUUUAUCUAUUAGAGGUUAGGGUAUCAUACCCCAAAUUAAGUUAAAGUCAUGGUCUAGAUAGAGAUAUCUUACUAGAAGUACAUGAAGUAUACUAUACUCCACUCCACGAGUACACUAGUCUGACCCAUAUAUAUGGUAAUGACUUGUAUACUCCAGGAGUGUGGUAUACUCCCGGUGAUCUGAUCGUUAAAUGUACUUCGAUUAGCUUCGGCCAAUAUCAAUGGUCAAUUAUUAUUUUUAAUUAAAUUAAACUUUGGGUUUGAGUUUAGAUAAUCGAGAUCUCUAGUUUAUUCAUUAGAGAUUAGGGUAUAGUAUCAUACCCAAACUCAGUUAAUAUUAUAGUCCAGAUAGAGAUAUCUCACUAGAACUACAUGGAACAAUGACAUUUCAACUUCAGUCCUUGAUAUGGAUAGAAGAGGAACGACACUGUUCCACUUAAACACUCCUUAGUCAACUUUGAAGUCUUCUUUUCCUCUGCAUUUUUUCACUCCAAUAAGCUCCACAACUGUAACUACUUUUACAUACAAAGGAGCUUUUUCACGGGAAGCUCUUAUACUAUCGAUAUAUAUAUAUAUAUAGCUGUGGGUUAUUUACACAAGAAGAGAAAUUUGUAGAUAAAAGACGAAAUAAUGGACAUUGUGAUGCCUUGGGUUGAUGUUGCGACCUAUCUUUAUUUUAAAAAAGCCCUCUCUUUUCCUCAACUGAACCCCGCGUUUCCUCUCUCUCUCUCUCUCUCUCGCUUUCUCAUCUCCCUCUCUCGCCCAACCAAACAUUCCACCACCGGCUUCCGCCUUCCCCCGCCGCCGCCAAUCUCUCCUUCCCCCCAAUUUCAGUUCAAUUCCACAACCAGUAGCUCUGGUAGGCAGAGCAAAAAGGCCGAGCGAGCUCAUUAAAUGGGCAACUGUAACGCCUGCGUGCGACCGGAAUUGCCGCCGCUGGAUUCCAAAGGCCAUGGUACCAAGAAGAAGCCCAAUAGCAAGGACAGGAAGCCCAACCCGUUUUCUGAAGACCCGAUUCGUUCCGCGGCCCCGAUCCGGGUCUUGAACGACGUCGUCGCAGUCAGCCACCGUCCCCGGAUCGGAGACAACUACAUCCUGGGCAGGGAACUGGGCCGGGGCGAGUUCGGGAUCACGUAUCUGUCUACGGACAAGGAGACGAAAGAAGCGCUUGCCUGCAAGUCGAUUUCGAAGCGGAAGCUCCGGACGGCGGUGGACAUAGAGGAUGUGAGACGGGAAGUGGCCAUCAUGGCGAGCUUGCCCGACCACCCCAACAUCGUCAAGCUGAGGGCUACUUACGAGGACUACGAGAACGUUCAUUUGGUGAUGGAGCUGUGCGAAGGGGGCGAGCUGUUCGACCGGAUUGUUGCGAGAGGGCAUUACAGCGAGCGAGCGGCGGCGAGCGUUACCCGGACGGUCGCCGAGGUUGUCAGGAUGUGCCAUGUGAAUGGGGUCAUGCACAGGGAUUUGAAGCCCGAGAAUUUCUUGUUCGCUAAUAAGAAGGAGAAUUCGCCGCUCAAAGCCAUCGAUUUUGGGUUGUCCGUGUUCUUCAAGCCUGGGGAGAUAUUCACUGAGAUCGUUGGGAGUCCAUACUACAUGGCACCAGAGGUGUUGAAGAGAAACUAUGGGCCCGAGGUUGAUGUGUGGAGUGCUGGAGUGAUACUUUACAUUCUGUUAUGUGGGGUUCCUCCAUUUUGGGCAGAGAGUGAGCAGGGUGUUGCCCUUGCAAUUUUGAGGGGGAAUCUUGAUUUCAAGAGGGAACCAUGGCCACAGAUUUCAGAAAGUGCCAGGAGCCUUGUUAGGCAGAUGUUGGAUCCAGAUCCCUCCAACCGCUUGACUGCUCAGCAAGUGCUAGAUCAUCCGUGGAUUCAGAAUGCGAAGAAAGCUCCAAAUGUCCCAUUGGGGGAUAUUGUGAGGACGAGGCUCAAGCAGUUCUCCAUGAUGAACAGAUUCAAGAAGAAAGCACUCCGGGUCAUUGCUGAACACUUAUCACUCGAAGAGGUGGAAGUCAUAAGAGAUAUGUUCACUCUGAUGGACACUGACGGUGAUGGCAAAGUAUCGUACGAGGAGCUGAGAGCUGGGCUUUGGAAUGUCGGCUCACAGUUGGCCGAGCCAGAGAUCAAGAUGCUUAUGGAAGUGGCCGAUGUCGAUGGAAACGGCACGCUGGACUACGGCGAGUUCGUAGCAGUCACAAUCCACCUGCAGAAGAUGGAGAACAAUGAGCAUGUCCGUAGGGCGUUUGUGUACUUCGAUAAGGAUGGCAGUGGCUAUAUUGAUCUGGAUGAGCUACGAGAGGCAUUAGUCGACGGAAAUGGCGAAACUGAUGAAGCUGCCCUAAAUGACAUCAUGCGAGAAGUGGACACAGACAAGGACGGGUGCAUUAGCUACGACGAAUUCGUGACGAUGAUGAAAGCUGGAACCGACUGGAGAAAGGCUUCGAGACAGUACUCGAGAGAGAGGUUCAAGAGUUUGAGUCUCAACCUGAUGAAAAAUGGAUCCCUCCAUCUCCAUGACGCACUCACUGGUCAGACGAUUCCCGUGUAAGGGAGAGCUAUCUUGGGUUGCUUGUAGAUCGCUCGCUGAAUGUUGUCCUGUCCUUUUUGGCAUUCGUUGCCAUUGUAUAUAAACCAAGAGUACUGCUUUGGACGAGAAUGGACGAGCCAGGAGAAGGCACAUUAUGGUGGUGUUGGUGAAUGUUGUUUCGGGUUGGAGUUUACAGAGAGAUGAUGACAAGAGCUUCUGGCUGGCUGCUGCGCGGCUGAAUGGCGGGUUGUACUGAUGCUUCCUCUUCAGCUCCUUUGUAUAUAUUUGUUGUGUUGUUGGGGGUUGAGAGAGUAUUCUUCUGUUUUCUUAGUUUGGUUUUUGGAAUAUUUCCAUUUUCUUUUUACAGUUGAUACGGCCGUCAAUGGCUGCCAGCUCCAGAUUGGGUGAUGAAAUGUGAAUAAAAAACAAAGCAUGCA
Messenger RNA from Linum trigynum, 7289 nucleotides. The record is from the annotation of a GenBank genome assembly. Lineage: Eukaryota; Viridiplantae; Streptophyta; Magnoliopsida; Malpighiales; Linaceae.